AGAGAGAAAGCAAAAUCUACAGACUGUACCAGAGUAAUUCCUGAAGAAAAAGAUACUAAACAACUCCCUCAAGCAAAAGCAGAAAGUAAAGAACAGCCUAAAGUAAGAGUCUAAGCCAAGGGCUCCAGCACAGAGACUCAUAACAGAGUUCCUGAGAAAAAGCCUAAAGAAUGUGAAUCUGAAAAGAUCACAGAAGGGAAAAUAAAAGAAGAUCCUAGAGGUAUUCCUGACUACUGGCUCACAGUUUCAGAGAAUGCUGACAAGCUUGGUCAGAAGUGUGAUGAGGCCAUUAUGAAGUUCUUGUCUGAUGUUAGCCUGAAGUUCUUAAAGCGACCAGCCAGUUACACCUUUCAAUUUCAUUUCGUAUCCAGUCCAUAUUUCAGAAAUGAACUAGUGAUGAAAAUAUACAUAAUGAAUGCAGAAUGAAAUGAUGCCUUCUUUUCUUGGGGAUAGGAAACUGAAGAUUGCAAAGACUAUGAGAUAGAUUAGAGAGGAGGAAAGGAUGUUACUGUCACAACCAUUCAGUCCACAACUGCUUUUGGAGACACUAAAACUAAUGCAUCAUUCUUUAAUUUUUUCAGUCCUCCUGAGAUUUCUAAGAUCGGGAACCCAAAGCCAUGGGAAAAUGCCAUCCUUAGUGAGGACUUUCAAAUCAGUCAAAUUUUACAUGAUGAUGGUAUUCUAAAGUCAAUCUGUUCUUGUGCAGAAGUAAAUGAUACUUACUAUCAUGAUUGCAAAGAUUAUGGAAACUGAGAAUACCACAGAGAAAAAUGAGGCUGGUUGAAAGGUAUUUCAAGAAUCUUAAAAGUUCAGACAUGCAGAAGUAAAGGAGCUUCAUCUAGUCUUAGGAAAAAAAAACACAACAAACAGACAGACAAACAAAAAACCUGUCCUGUAACUUGAACAUUAUACUACUAAUAGUAUUGUGUUUCAUGUUCUCUUCCUAGCCUAACUUUAAAAAAAAUUUUGCAAGUGCCUUAAGUAUCAAUUUAUUCUUUCCAGCCUAUUGUAUUAUAGUAGUCUUCAAAAUAUGUAAAUUAUUAUAAAUUAGUUAAAGCAUGUUGUUAGUUUGGUGCAACGGUGUUGUUUUUUGUGAAGUCUUUUUGUCAUGUUAAUAUUAGAUUAUACCUGUGAAAACUAUCAGAAUUAUUAGACAGAUAGCUGCUUGAAAAAAUUACUGAACUGCCACUGAAAAGAAUUUUUCUUUUCCAGCCAGAAGACUAAGGGUUUCAAUCUGCCUGCACUAGUGUUGCCUUCAUUACGUUGGUAUAGAAGUAAAAUUUGACUGCUUGAAAACAUUAGGAUACAUUUAUAAAUACAUCAAGACUAUGUUUGAUUUCUUUGAAUUUUAUGUGAGGCAGUGGUCUAUAAAUUUAAUCAUAAUUAAGUUAUUGUUUACCAUUGAUGUGUUAAUAUGACAUGGUAUUUUUUAUUUUAAAAAUUAAAAUAUUGACUAAACAACAAUGAAGACAAAAUCAAAACCACACAAAAACAACAAAAAUGGUACAUGACCUCAAAACAAACUGAUAGAAAUUUACAGUGGUUGCUAUAUUGCAUCUUGUUAUCUUUAGUAAAGCUGCUCAUGUUACUGUCUUUGAUUGUUUGAUCAAUAUGACAUAGGAUUUCUAAGUUUCGUCAUCUUAUACUGUGUAAUUCUAAACUAAAGAUAGCAUACUUUCUUUGUAAUAUAUUGUACGUUUACUUUUGCUGAAAAUAACUAUAACAUUUGAUGUUUUCUCAGGUUCUUGUAUUGCUACUUAAAAUAAAUAAAUGCUGCAUAAAGCAUGUUGUGCUAGAAAAA
This is a messenger RNA of Chinchilla lanigera (long-tailed chinchilla), 1801 nucleotides long. RefSeq names its product nucleosome assembly protein 1-like 3. Gene Ontology annotation, molecular function: histone binding; chromatin binding. Lineage: Eukaryota; Metazoa; Chordata; Mammalia; Rodentia; Chinchillidae. Gene Ontology annotation, biological process: nucleosome assembly. The record is from RefSeq and is a predicted model, not a curated record. Gene Ontology annotation, cellular component: chromatin; nucleus.